Bradysia coprophila is the source of this 7989-nucleotide messenger RNA. It is a transcript of the gene rsh, whose product is annotated as Rap GTPase activating protein radish. Gene Ontology annotation, cellular component: cytoplasm. The record is from RefSeq and is a predicted model, not a curated record. Gene Ontology annotation, biological process: regulation of small GTPase mediated signal transduction. NCBI's taxonomy places the organism in Eukaryota, Metazoa, Arthropoda, Insecta, Diptera, Sciaridae. Gene Ontology annotation, molecular function: protein binding; GTPase activator activity.
UCAAAUAGUCGGGUGGGAAACAGAUGGUACAAUAGAAUAUUAUAUAUCAAACAGUGUGUCAGGUAUCUUCAAAAAAAAUAAUUAAAUACAAAAAAUUUCCACUAAAUUUGAAUUUUCAUCGUUUUUCAACAUAAAAAAAUUUCCCAUGCAAAAAAUUAAGUGAAUAAAUUGGGGAGAAAUUAAAAUUCAUAGAAAUUGAAUCCGAUUUUUUUUAUUGAAACCAGAAAAACGGCACCAAUUUCGGCUGAGUAAGCAGUGUGUACUGAAAAUGGGAAAGAUUUUCGAUUUUCAAAACAAAAGCAACUAGUUGAUAGCGUAUAUACACUCAACUCAUCGACGUUGUAUAAACUUUAUUGUAUCCAAGAAGUGAUAUUGUCGACUAUAUUACCACCACAAUGUAUACGCUAUGUGUCUGCAGCGAAGUGUAACUUUUUGGAUAUUUCCGUUGAUUUAUUCACUCGAUAAUUUAGGUAAUGUUGAGAAUUAGUCAUUUACACCGCAGAUAAUUACGGAAAAGUGAAUUCGAUGUUGAACGGUUAACUGGAACGAUUAGAUAAAAAUGUUUAUCAAUUAAACUGAAAACUGAACAGCGGGUUGAGCUUAAUGCAAAUUAAGUGAAAUUGGCAGUUGGAAAAUGGUAUUUGGCCGAACAGUUUUUUUUUAUAUAAUAUUAUAUGUUCGCACCAAAAAAGUAAUUAAUUAAAAACAAAAUUUCGAACAAUGAAUGGAGACCGAAUUUAAUCGAACUGAUUGAUUGAAAAUAGCGUUGCUGGUAUUUUUUUUUGGGAAAUUGAACGAUUUUUUGUUUGAGUACAAAGCGAUAAGAAUUUAACAUUUUCCGAUAAUCUGUAGUGAUCCAUAAAAAAUGUGAUAAAAGUAACAGUGAAAUUGAAAGUGUGGUCUAGAAAAAAUGGAAAGACGAUUCGCUUGCAGUCUUCACAUCAAUAUUCAUUUGUUCCGUUAGACUGCCACUCAGCAUUAAGUCCCCAAUUUUUCCAAUAACCCAACUCACUGUGUAAGUGUUGAUCAAAGCUGCGGUUCGCGCCCAGGAUUUACGGCCUCAGAUAUGUACCAUGAGCAUGACAAAACUCCGACAUUACAGGACAAUGACAGCCAUAUGUUUCGUCUGCAACUUACCCAUUAUGUCCCAUCAAGUGGGACUAGUGUGGCAAGGUGGCAAUGGCUGGGACGAAAUGGUACGAGAGCAGCUGGAAGAGUCAACGAUACGUCAAAGACUUGGAGGUCGACGCGAUUCGGCUGCUCAAAUUUCAGCCAAUUCCCCUCCAAGUACAUCUCCUCCUUCAGGCGCACAACGUCGUCGUCGCAGUUCUUUAGCUCAAUUGACCGAUAUUUUGCGUGAGUGGAGCGGCGGUUCGAAGCGUAAUCAAAAGCCACCGCUCAAUCGACGUGAAACGCUUGCCGAUCUGGCCCGUAGUCUUCCUUGGGGUCGAACCACAGCCGAUAAUUCGCAAUAUAACAACAAUACGACCAUACAGGCAUCAUCGCAUGCCCCGCCAUUGAGAAAGCGUCGCGAAUCGAGUGCCGAUUCGGGUAUCAAAAGUAUGAGAUCGCGACGUGAAUCGCAUCAAUCGGAUUUUCAACGGGCCUGGCCUCGUAAAGAGAGUCCGAAUGAAAAAGACAAAGAGAACACCAACACUGACACAUCGACCGAUUGUACACGCAAUGGAUCGCGUCGCGGAUCGGGUGAAAGUUAUCGCAGUGGACGACGGGAUUCAACAAUUGGUCAGUCGAAUACUACUCCACCGCCGAAAGUUGUUGGGAGUACGAAAAAGCGCCGAGACUCUUUAGUCGUAGCAGAGCUACCAAAUUUUCGUCAAGAGCAACGUCCGUCGACCAGCUCAACCGAUUCGGGACCACAAUUAUUUCCGGUUUGUCAUGUCGUUGAUACGGGUUGUCAGGCUCUUCCACCGCCAACAAUCGUAAUGAGUUCAGUGACACCUCCUGCUACCAGUCCCACAGCACCACCAAAAGGUAGAAGAGACUCGACCACACAGUGUGGACGAGUACAGCGUCGUGAUUCCAGGGCAAGUCCUGAGCGUUCAGGUUUGAAACGGCUCCAAAGACAGGCAACGGCUUACGAUGAAUCUUGUCUUCCAUUAGGAGUAGGAGUAGGAGGUAGUAGACGUGGAUCACAGCCUGCGUUAAGCCCAGACGUUGAUGAUAUGGAAGGACGCGCAAGACGGGACAGUUUGAGUCCAGAUAGUGCAUCAAGGGGACGACGCGAUUCACGUGCUCAUUUAUCACCAGAUAGAAGUCGUGAACGUGAAGGAAGCCCACGUAGACGAACACGCUUGCGAAGACAAUCGUCAUCGGCUGGACGUACACCAAGGUCCCCCGAUUCGAGUAGUUGUUGCUCAUCAAGAGAUCAAAGUCCGUCUGCAAGACCACCACCACUCCCAGAAUCACGUCCUGCUAUCAGAAGACAAUCAACCACUGAAGAAAUUCUAAUUUCAAGAGGAUUUCGUCGCCAAUCAACAACAGAAGAAAUGAUUCGAUGUCGAAACUUUCGACGGCAAAGCUCGCAGAGCGAUGACACAUCAAGAUACCGAGGACGACGAGAUUCUUGUGCUCAAAUCACAGAUGGCACUUUCAAUACGAUGACAGUGGAAACGACAAGCACAUUUUUCGAUUCAAGCACACAGACCGAACCAUCGCCGCUGUAUGAUAAUAACCAUUAUCACGAGGAAUGUUUGAGGUGCAACUCAUGCGGUUUAAAUCUAACCGGUCCGAAUCAGAAAAGAGCCAGACGUUUCAAGAAUCAAAUUCUAUGCGACCUACAUUUCGCUGACGUUGCCCUCAUGGAGUGUUCUGAUUUCAUGCAGCAGCUAAGAAGUUUUAAGCCGCAGUCGUUAGGAUGUGCUGUUGCUCGCAGAAAAAGUUCGACAACUUUGAUUUUUCCACUGCCACCGCAAGCAUGUUCAGACGAAUUCUGCGAAGAAUAUCCACACAAUCUAAUUCCAACGCCUGGCUACUGGAUCGAAUGUUCUCGCCAAAAGAUCAAUAUGCCCAAUCAGUUGUCACUGUGGGACGAAAGUGAUUCGGACCACGAAGACAACGACAAAUAUGGGGCACGUGGUGGCGCUGGCAUGAUCGGUUCGGGCAAUUCGGAAGCGCAUCUGGAACGCGGUUGUAGUGACUUAUAUGAAGACGACGAAGAUUCGGAGGCAGCGCCAAGUUCUAGGAAAAAGAGCGCCAUUGAAGAGCAAUGGGAACAGCAGAAUGGUUUCGAACUGACGUCGGUGGAGCAGGAGACGUACGAAAAAUAUUUCUAUGGGACGGAGCAUUGGAAUUAUUUUACAAAUGACGAAGAUCUAGGUCCUGUAAUAUUGUCAAUAAAACAGGAAACACUCAACGGUAGAGAUCAAUUUCGUAUAUUAGUUAGGGCUAUAUCAUAUACCGUUCAUGGACUGAUACCGGCUUCAUGCGUUUUUGCUGAUAGAUACAAUAGAGAAGAAGUAGUUAGGUCAUUAGGUAAGGAAGUAAAUUUAAAUCCACCAUUAACAUUAGGACAAUUACCUGAUACACCCGAGGAACUGCUAAAAUUAGAUCAAGUUUUUAUAAAAAGCGAGUUGAAAGUUGGUGUAAUUUAUGUCAAAGAAAAUCAAUUUACCGAAGAGCAAAUUCUAGACAAUAACGACAAUUCACCUCUGUUCGACGAGUUCCUUCAGCUAUUAGGAGAUAAAUGUAGAUUACGCGGUUUCGAUAAAUACAAAGGAGGCCUUGAUACGGUUCAUGAUUUAACAGGACUGUAUUCCGUAUACACAAAUUGGCGCGGUAUUGAGAUCAUGUUCCACGUAUCAACACUAUUGCCAUACGAGAAACAUGAUCCACAAAAGCUUCAACGCAAGCGACACAUCGGCAAUGAUAUCGUUUGCGUUGUGUUCCUUGAAGCCGACAACACACCAUUCAGUCCAGCUUGUAUAAAAAGCCAUUUUUUACACACUUUUAUAUUGGUAAGGCCUCUACCUUCGGCGAACGAUGUAAAAUUGACUUUUGACAUGCAACAGGUUCGUGUAUCAGCUAGAAUUAAGCGUAAACCGACGCGCUACGAGGUAUCGGUGGUGACUAGAGAUGAAGUCGGUGCUUACAAGCCUUAUUUAUGGGAACAGUCUGUUUUUGAAAAGGGACCCAUGUUUAGGGAGUGGGUCUUAACGAAAGUGGUAAACGGAGAACGAGCUAGCUACUCGGCACCAAAGUUUGCCCGCAUGCAAGAACGAACUCGAUCGCAGAUGCUGGAAGACAUCGUGGCAAAUCUGGCUAAUCAUGCGGAAACUGGACAAAUCCCUAAACCAUACCGAAGGGGUUCAUGGAGACCCAUCGGUGAGGAUCCAUGCAUGUUACGAGUGACAGUUAGUUGCUGUAUGCGACUAUAUGUGCCGCAUAGACACAUGAGGCCUUCCUCUCCGUUGUUGGAUUCGGUUCGAGAUCAAUUUGAGGACUACGAUCAACUAGCCAAGGACUUUACUCGCGUAUUUCUAAACAUGGAACCAUCGUGUCUUCAAAAUGCACAACUUUUUGAUGUCGUUUUUAUGGUCGGCCAAUCGAAACAGAAAGCUAGAUUUAUCGGUGUCCGUGCCAUAUUAGGCGUAAGAUCUCGCGUGUUUCAGGAAAUGCUUUAUGGCAUACAAACUGGUUUUGGAUCUCCGCAAGUUCCUGUUGCCGAACUGUUAGCCCGACCAGCACCGACACUCAUGUCGCCACAGAGCGGUGGCACUCAACGUUUGAAAAGUUCAAAUUUUUUACAAGUACCCGAUAUCGAAUCGCCACGACCGAAAAGUGUUCCUUCGUCGCCAAUGGUAAAACGAGCGUUUUCCCGUCUUGGUACCAUCACCGCUGGAUGGGGACGAUCGAUACGUAGCCGACAAAAUUCGACGUUACAGGCUGACGAUAAGAAGAAAUGGGCAUCGUCGCAGGACUGUUCUAAUAAAGAAGGCAAGGAUCGAGAUAAGGAAAAACAACAGUCCGGUCAAUUAGCUGUACCUAGACUGUCAGUGUGCGCCGAUGCACAAAAAGUUGACCGAGCGAAAUUAGCUCAAACCGAAUUUAGUAUAAUCGAAUUUGAUCCGGAUACGUUUCGCGUUCUAUUGGACUAUUUGCAUACCGGAAGCUGUCCUCUGACCUGUGUUUCAAUUCCAGGUCUAAUCUGUGCCGCUGAACAUUACGAUCUCCCCGAAUUGUUGCAAGCCUGCUUCCAUCACGCUAAACAAUUUUUACGCAUCGAUGUCGUCUGCUCGAUGCUAAUAUCAUUGGAAAAUUACUACUGGCGCUACACAUCCGCCUCGGAGCUCGUAAACAUGAUACUCGCGUUCACGGAAAGUAAAGCGCCCGCCCUGUUUCAGCUGCAAGACUUUCUAAAUCUCAGCGAAAGCAUGGUCCAGAUGAUUAUGUGCCGCAAUUUGGAGAUACCCGAAAUUCGGAAAUUCGAAGCAAUGUUGGCGUGGGGCCGAAACAAGGUCAAACAGAAAUUGUCGGCCAAAGUGGACGCACGGUUGGAAUUCCGUUGCAUUAUGGAUCGAUUGACGCGCGACCUAAAAUUGCAUCGAAUCACACCGAACGAACUGAUCAAAAUUGUGCUGCCAUCGAAGGCGAUCAAAAACGAACGAAUUUUGGAGACGCUUAUGUAUCAGGCAAAUAGUGGCAUCUUUCGCAUUCAGGACAGUUAUCUGCAGGCGUGCCAACAGCGACUGUCCAAACAGGAUUCGAGGUGCAGCGAAUGGGGCGAAAGUUUUGAUUACGGACUAUAAGGGUAAACCGUUAAUUUUUUUUGAUUUUAAAGAAAAAAAUAAAUAAAUUUAAAGUUAAGGUGAGAGGGUGUAUCGGUAGUGGGAGGGAAUAUUUUUUACCGAAAUGUCGAUAGUGAAAUUAAACAACAAAAUGUUAGAGAGUAAAAGUGAUUGUUAAGAAAUAGAAAUUGCGGGGGGUGUGAAGGAAGAACAGGGAAGACGAUGUAGACAAGAGGGGAAUGAAACCACACAAUAAGAAUUAUUUGAAUAAAAAGAUGAAUCAACUGUUAGAUAGAUAAUGUUUAUAAAUGUUUCAUAUUAUACUUGUAAAAGCGAGAAUUUAAAAGAGAAUUUUAAUGAAAAAAAAUGUUUCUACAAAAAUGGAAAAGAAAAUUAAUAAAAUAAAAAACAAAUCUUCAAAGUGGCUGUUAACAAUCUCACAUAAACAAAAUUAUAGUGCAUUUUAGACGGUGUUUUAUCAUUUUUUAAGUAAAACAACAACUCGUUUGAUGAUAAACAUUAUUACGGAGGUACGCAAUUUUAAAAAACUUUGUAGCAAAAUCGACGAUGUUUUAACGAACAAUUUUAAUAAUUUUUUUUUCAUCGUUUAACUCUUCGCGUUUUUAAUUUUUUUUUUAAAUUAAAUUCAAGAAAAAGACCUGGAACGUUUAAGAAAAAAUUUGUCAAUUUCUCAAACAAAUCAAUUCACACACCAAAAUACUGUUCAUGUAUGAACCAAGGUAGUUAUAGUGGGGAGGUAAUGCCAAAUUCCAUUCAGACGUCGCACAUAUGUAAAUGACACCUUUCGAAUUUUCGUGCUGAUACGUACCGGAUUCGAUUGUAUGUCACUACCUUCCCACUAUAUCUACCUUGGUAUGACCGAUGUACUGAUGAUUAAUCUUUCUACAUAUAGACGUCACAAUUAAGCGUAACUGGACCGAUUAAAAGACCGAACUUUAAACAGGACUUCGAAAUCGGGACUAUCUUUGCCCAAUAGCGACAGAGUCCCAUCUCAUUUAAGCUAUCUGUUGUGUUUUUGCUUGUGAGCCAACGGCCUGUUAUACUGGUUUCAGUUGGUUGUUAUCUGGGGCGUAAGGGCGCACUGCUCUUUCGAUUGAGCUACGUGGCCAUUUCACUUAAAUUCACGUGUAAUAGUAGUAAAUGUAAAGCGAGUCGCUUCUUUUGAGUGACGAUAAAAUCGGGACAAUCGAAAGAACUAAGUAAGAUGCUUGCGGUGUGUCACGGUUAAUCAUUGUUUCUGUUAUUUUCGUGGUUGAAACUAUUUUUUGGUGUUGGAUCAUACAGUAUUGCCUACGUUUAGAAGAACACAUCAGUUAGUCAUUGUCGUUAUAACACUGGAGCUUCAAUGAUCUACUUCAAUUGUAUAAUUGUAAUUGUAAUCGAUCAAUGACUCCACAGGAUGUAGCGCCCAAACUAAUAAUUCGUAAGACAUUUGUCCACUGUUUCGAUCUGAGAGUGUCUAUCGUUGUUGAGCACUAAUAUGCAGUUCUGCCAAGUUCUGCCGUACAACGCAUAAAAACCAUAUAUGUGAUGAGUGAUAUAUCUCACCUGCAUAUGUGAUAAAAGCUUAGUGCAAAAUAGAGACAAGAUUUUGAGGGAGACAACAUUUGAAAUUCUCUCACAAAAUCCUCCAACUCUUUUGGACGAAGUUUUUUAUGCGUUGUGGGACAGAGCUCUAAGAACACUAUCCCAUUUGAUCUACGAAUAAUUCUAGCGAAUCGUAUUUAAAAAUGGCAUUUCAGUUUAUUACUUAUUCGUGUGACAGUGUAAGCUACCACACAAAGCUAAACAACGUUCGUUAGUUACAGCUCAGUUCACAUACGUUAUGUGCAAAGCUUAGCGAUGCAAUUUUAAAUGGUUGAGAAAAUUGGUGAAUUUGUUCUUUAAAAAUGCACGGGCGUACAAUUAUCUGUCAAAAAAAAACGAUGAUUUUUAAAUAUAAAGUAAAGGUUAAAAAAAAUGAAAACUUUAAAAGAAAAUCUAUAAUUCCUGUGUGCUGUUUCAAAACAAAAAAAAGAUAAAUAAAAAUGUGAAGCAAAUAAUUAAUAAUGAACAAACAAGAAUGUAACUAAAAUACCAAACAAAGAAAGGAAUAAAAAUAUUUUAAACAAAGAAAAUUAUCUGAUGAAAAUACAUGUUGUGUUGAAAGAAAAACUUAAAAAAAAUUAUUUAUUUGUUGCUGAUGUUGUAAAGAAAGUCAAAUAAACCAAAAAAAAAAUAUAAU